Messenger RNA from Babjeviella inositovora NRRL Y-12698, 720 nucleotides. RefSeq names its product mitochondrial 54S ribosomal protein mL58. The record is from RefSeq and is a predicted model, not a curated record. The transcript has a single exon. Gene Ontology annotation, cellular component: mitochondrial large ribosomal subunit. Gene Ontology annotation, molecular function: structural constituent of ribosome. The annotation marks the transcript as partial. NCBI's taxonomy places the organism in Eukaryota, Fungi, Ascomycota, Pichiomycetes, Serinales.
GUGAUCUUGAAGUCCAAAAUACCCCUCCGUUACCACCCACACACUGUACAAUGUUGAGAAAAUCUGCUGAAAAGCUCAUCAAGUCGCUUCCUACGCUUGCGGAAACCCCAAACAAAUACAACAAGGUCCGUUCUGCGUGGAACUUGAAGCCAAACUUGCCUCAAGGUUUGUACCACCACCCAGCGCCAUCUGCCAAGUCGCCGUUGUAUGAAACGCCAAACGCCUUCCUCCCGGAAUCAGACCCAAGGAAGAAUUUGCCACACAUUUUGAAGUCGUAUGAGUUCUCACAGGAAGCCUUGAGCAACAUGCCGCUUCUCCAGGACGAUGUUGCUUCCCGUCCCCAGUAUCACUUGACCGCCGAGCAUGUUGCUGAGAUCCAAUCCUUGAGAGCCCAGGACCCAGAAGCCUGGUCCUUCACCAAGUUGGCCAAGAAGUUCGACACCACCGUUUAUUUCAUCAGAAUUGCCAUCGCCAAUAUGGACAAGAGCUUGGGUAGGCAGAAGGCUGCCGCGCCUGUGACUGCCGACUCUGAAAAGACCAAGUAUGAGUUGAAGAGAGAGUUGAUUAACCAUCACAGAAAACUCAGACGCGAAGCGUGGUUGAGAGAUGAAUAAAUGUCUCGGGACAUUUGAGAGGGCGUGUCCUCCGUGUAUAAUUAUGUUAAGCCACCGUUUACGUGGAGUGUAUAUAGUAAUGUGAUUUCAAAGCAUAGGAAGUUGU